UGUCAGGUAAUGUGAGACCUUGAGAAGCAGAGGCUGUGCGCAGAACUGGUUCUGAAAGGCUGAGCUCCUCCAUUUCCUCCACUCUAACAGACAAGUGAACACUGGACCGGGCUGACAGACACACAAGCAGACACAGACAUACAAAGACUACUGGGAUGCCGCUGUGGAAGAAAAUUCGCCCUUCUUCAGCUGCUGGGAAACUAGAGGCUCAGAAUGUGUCCAGCGUCUUUGCUGAGCUGGGGAGUGCAGGAGAGCGAGGGACUAAGAUGUCGGGGCCAGAGCAGCGGGGAGAGAGAUCGGACCCUGGUGUCCCGAGGGUGCACCUGGGGGCCGUGUCAGAGGACAGGCCACCUCCUAAGUGGCUGGAGCGUGAGCUGCUGAGACAGGAGAACCGUCGCCACUCUGUAACCAUGGGAGACCAGGUCAAACUGAGGUCACGACUACUCUACAGUGACGAUCCCACACACAGCCUCAGCAAGCUCAAGCGCUCUGAGUUCAUUAACUGGCUGAUUGAGCAGAGAGUAUCCCUUGAAAGCCUGACAAAGCUCAAACUGGCAUUUGAGGAAUUUGAAAUGGGUGGCCAAAGAUCCCUGGAUGUGUUGAACUUUGGACUGAUAGUGAAGAAGUGUUUGGGCUUACACAACAUAAACAAUGCCCAGAUCCAAGAACUAUUCAUGAAGAUCGAUUAUUCUGGCCAGGGGAGGAUUGAAUGGGAUGAGUUCUGUACGUACAUGCAGUUGGAGUACACAGAGAAGGAGGAGUCAGUGUUGCGCGGCAAACAGGUGGCGUUCUCCCUGCCAGCCACGGUCAGGGCCCUAAGCCACGGAGAGCCCGUUCUGCGCGUCCAUUCCACCCCCGAUGGCACCAUCAUCACCGUCCGCGAGGAUGGGGCUGUCUACUACUGGAGCCCCGAGCUCAACCUGAAGAGGAGCAAGAGCGUGUUUCAUGAAAGACCUGUGAGCAGAAAACCAAAAUGGGCAACUGAUUUUAUCACCAUGCCACAGUACAACAAACUUAUCAUGGGAACAGGAGACAGAGAGAUCCAGUUGUAUGAGCUGUCCUCUCUAGAGCCGUACUGUCAGAUCAGUUCCCUGGAGACAGUCCCUCUGAGACUGGACUACUGCUACACCGGACCUGAUGAGUGUUCUAUUUUGUAUGGAGACUCCCAGGGCUGUGUGAAUAUCAUAUUAAUUACCUCCGUGGGGGAGACUCUGAGAAUGUGGAAGAAAUUACCAAAAAUUGAGAAUGUGCCUAACAUCGGGAUAGACAACGCAGUGCUUUCUCAGAAUGUGACAUACAUUCGAUGGAAGGUCCACCAGGACUGGGUGACAAAGGUGAAAUAUCUUCCAGACAUUUGUGCGAUUGUUUCCACCUCCAAUCAUGAAGCCUCUUCCCUCGUCAUAGGCUGCGUUCUCUCGUCCACCAACAUCGAGCAGCAGAUGAGGGAAAUCAGGGAGGUGUGUCGGGAUGGGAAGGCCAAGAGAGCCCUUUCUAAUAACAAUGGGUCUCCUCAGCCCCGGGCACCAUGUGACGAGACCGUCUUCAAUGUCUACAAGGGCGUCAUGACCUUUGACCUCAGCAAACAGCACAACCUGCUGGUGACCGGAGGGAUGGACAGGGUGCUGCGUCUGUGGAACCCCUACGUCCCUGGGAAGCCCACAGGUGUGUUAAAGGGACACUCUGCUCCCAUCUUCUACCUCUUCAUCUCCUCAGAGGAAAACCGUAUAUUUUCUGUCUCUAUGGACAACACUGCCAAGAUCUGGGAUAUCCAUGACCAAAUCUGCCUCAUCACAGCCCACCCCAAAGCCAGCCUCAUCCGUGGAGACAUGUCUGCAUGCCUGUAUUCUCCUUCCAUCAAGGCACUGUACAUCGCAGCUGACUCACUAGCGCUGCUCUCUCUCAGGACCAGUCCCCAGCCCCAGGGACAUCUGAUCGUGUCUCACAUGGAGCCUGUGUUGUGCUGCGGCUAUAGCCACGAGUUCAGACAGGUCGUCAGCUGCACAGAAGGAUCCGUGGUGAAGGUGUGGGAUUUCGACACAGGGAGCCAUGUGUUUGAAUUUGGUGGUGCCCACGGACAGUCUGCCAUUACCUGUAUGACCUUUGACCCCAAGGGAAGGAGACUGGUCACUGGGGGGAGAGAUGGCAUUCUAAAGAUCUGGAACUUUAACAAUGGUCAGUGUCUGAAGAUACUAAAAAAAGAUGGGGAGUCCAACGAGGUGUGUGACUGCACCUACCUGACAGUCCACAGAAACACGUAUGUGAUGUCUGUUGGAUGGGACCGCAGGAUUGACGUCUACUCUGAUUCACCAGACGAGCCUCACCACAUCCAAAAGCCUCAGCCCUCAUGGCAAGACGAUCUGAGGAGGGGCCACAUAGAGGACAUCCUGUGUGUGGCCCAGUGUCCCCCCUCCCUUCUAGCCACCAGCAGCUAUGACGGGGAGGUCAUUGUGUGGAACCUGGUCUCUGGACACAUCCAGUGUCGCUUUGCCAGCCCUCUGCAACCUGACUGCUGCCAUGCCCAAGGGAUGGAUACCUGUGUUCCCAGCAUCAUCUUCCUGAGGAGCCGAGCAUUACAUGCUAAGUUCUCCUCCGCUGCAUGCCUCCUGUCCUCAGGACCCACAGGUUGCAUUCAUUUCUGGAACGUGCUCAACGGUGGGAAAUUAUUGGCCAACUUUGAGGCAUCUAGGUUCCAGCAGCUGAUCACUAAACUGGCAGUGACAAAGGAAGACACCUCACUGUAUGCGGCUGAUCAACUUGGCUAUGUCUAUGUUUAUGACAUAAAGACAUACGCUCUUGGCUCAGAGAGAACCCCACCGAGAGCUGAAAACUACUGGCGUGCCCAUACUGGCAGCAUCACCGGGUUGCAGAUUGUUGACGAUGAACAAGUACUGCUCACCUCGUCUAUAGACUGCACUGUGCGCCUGUGGAGUGCUGACGGAGAGUUCAUAGGGACGUUUGGGCAGCGGGACAAUUGGAGCAUACACACCCCUUCCUCCUGGAAGCAUCCUGCCGUUCCCUAUGAGAUCCUGAUCGACCCUCUGAGCAUGCCAGCUCACCGCAUCCUGGAGGGAGAGACCAGAGUGUCCGAUGUCAAUAACGCUGACAACUCUGAGGCCACUAGCACCGAGCAAAAGUCCAACUCGCCCAGCAAGCUUAGACACCCUCCACUGUCCUUCAGCGACACAGACAUCAUGGAGGAGAUGAAAACCUCUUGUUACACAGAAGAACAUGGGAAACGACUCCGACAUGAAAUAUUCAAGCAUACUAACAAGCCACCCAAUCAUGGUGGACCCAAGGCCUACCACACUCUCAAGUACUUUGAUAUCGUCGACACCCCAGCCACCUGCGAGAGGCCUGAUCUUUCCCUGGCUGGGAUAGAUCCUUUCAUGUCCAGCUUUGUGGAGCAGGAGUUGGCUGAAUUCCAAUAAGAUCCCAAUUGUAACAGGAACUCAAACUGUGACCAUAGGUCCUGUGCACCAUGAACUCAACAUGCUUCAAGGGCAGAGGAGUUACAACACCAUCACAAGUAAUCAGAAGAGCUGAAAUGUGAGCUGUUGCACAACUUUAAAGAGUUGCACAGUCCUGGAUUGAUUAGGGGAGACCGGGGUUUGUUGUCACACUUUUUUACUAAUUAGUGUAUUUCUCAGCACCAGUAUAUCUUACAAGACUAUUUUCAAUAAGAUUAAGACCCAGGUCUUGGGUUGAAAUGGGGACCAUGUCUAUCCUCUUAUCUUAUUCCAACAUGGAUUUAUAAGCCAUUAAACAUUCUCUGUCCACUUGUGACAACCUGGGCCCAGAUUUACAUAACACUUCUUACGUAAGAAUAUAAGAAGCUUCUUAAGAAAAAAAAGAAGUAAAUAAGAUAGUUCGUAAGUGCAAUUCCUCAACAAUAUCUUAAGAUGCAAUGAUUUUCUUACGAACUUCUCAAAUAUCUAUUUACAAAUCUUCUUAACCUGUCUGGGAACGGAGUUCACAGCCAGUGAAAUUGCAGGGCGCCAAAUACAAAUCAACAGAAAUCUCAUAAAUCAAAUUUCUCAAACAAAUGUGUCUGACUUCAAAAAUGCUUUACAGCGAAAGCUCCACGAACGAUUAUGUUAGGUCACCACCAAGUCAAAGAAAACCCUAGCCAUUUUUCCAGCCAAAGAGAGGAGUCACAAAAAGCACAAAUAGAGAUAAAAUUAAUCACUAACCUGAUGAUUUUCAUCAGAUGACACUCAUAGGACUUCAUGUUACACAAUAAAUGUAUGUUUUGUUCGAUAAAGUGCAUAUUUAUAUCCAAAAAUCUCAUUUGACAUUGGCGUGUUAUGUUCAGUAGUUCCAAAACAUGCACUGAUUUUUGCAGAGAGCCACAUCAAUUCACAGAAAUACUCAUGAUAAAUGUUGAUGAAAAUUCAAGUGUUAUGCAUGGAACUUUAGGUAAACUUCUCCUUAAUGCAACCGCUGUGUCAGAUUUUUUUUUUACUUUACGGAAAAAGCAUAAUCUGAGUACAGCGCUCAGAGCCCAAAACAGCCAAAAGAAACAUCUGCCAUGUUGCGCAGUCAACAUUAGUCUUAAAUAGCAUUAUAAAUAUUCACUUACCUUUGAUGAUCUUCAUCAGAAUGCACUCCCAGGAAUCCCAGUUCCACAAUAAAUGUUUGAUUUGUUCAAAAAAGUUAAUUUAUGUCCAUAUACCUCCUUUUGUUAGGGCGUUUGGUAAACAAAUCCAAACGCGCGUGAAAGUCCAGCGGAAAGGUCGGACGAAAAUUCCAAAAUGUUAUAUUACUGGUCGUAGAAACAUAUCAAACUAUGUAUAGAAUCAAUCUUUAGGAUGUUUUUAUCAUAAAUGUUCAAUAAUGUUCCAACCGGAGAAUUCCAUUGUCUGUAGAAAAGCAAUGGAACGAGAGCUACUUCUCAUGUGAAAUGCGUAUGACCAUCGCGUGACUGCUGGCAGACCUCUGACUCAUUCCCCUCUCAUUCAGCCCCCCUUCAUAGUAGAAGCCUCAAACAAUGUUCUAAAGACGGUUGACAUCUAGUGGAAGCCUUAGGAAGUGCAACAUAACCAAUAUCCCACUGUGUAUUCGAUAGGGACUGAGUUCAAAAACUACAAACCUCAGAUUUGGUUGUUUGGAUUUUCUCUCAGGUUUUUGCCUGCCAUAUGAGUUAUGUUAUACUCACAGACAUCAUUCAAACAGUUUUAGAAACUUCAGAGUGUUUUCUAUCCAAUACUAAUAAUAAUAUGCAUAUAUUAGCAUCUGGGACUGAGUAGGAGGCAGUUUACUCUGGGCACGCUAUUCAUCCGGACGUGAAAAUACUGCCCCCUAUCCCUAAGAGGUUUUAAGAUGGUUGUUGCUCGGCUACCGUUUUAGCUAGCUAUCAAUGGCAAUCAUGUUAGCAUAUUUGUUACUGAGAUUACUGUUCUAAAACAUGUUCUUGGGUUUAAAAUAAUCAAUACUGAAUCUUUCAGAUAAAGUUUGAGUAAAUUAAACAUGUUCAAUUCCUUUCAUGAGCUUUUCUCUCACUGCCCUGAGUUUAAGACAAGGGUUUAGCUAUCUUAGAAUUUAGAAAAUUUCCAAGAACCUUAUUUUCUAGAAUCAAAUUUCUUCUUAACUUUUUGCUUAAGGGGUCCCGCUAGCUGGACAACUUCCGGUGAAACUGGAGGGCGCGCAAUUCAAAUAAAGUAAAAUAAAUAUUAUGGAUUCUAAACAUUUAGGUACAUAUAAGUGUCUUAUAUCGGCUGAAAGCUUAAAUUCUUGUUAAUCUAACUGCACUGUCCGAUUUACAGCGAAAACAUGCCAUGCGAUUUUGAGGACGGCGCCCCAAGUCAAAAUAUUUUUCCACCGGCACAGGUUUCAUGCAUUCAUAUAUAAAGAUUAAAUAUUCACUUACUUUUUGCUAUAACAUGUAGUGUCGUUUUGUUAGAUAAAAUCCUUCUUUAUAUCCCAAAAAGUCUGUUUAGUUGGUGCCAUCGAUUUGAGUAAUCCACUUGUUCAACUUGCAGAGAAAGGAAUCUGAAAAUCUAUCCCUAAACUUUGUUUCAACAAUUCAAAAUACAUUUCUAUUUACUCCUCAGAUACCCUAAAAUGUAAUCAAACUAUAAUAUUUAUUUCGGAAAGAAGUAUGUUCAAUAGCGAGCGCAAACACAGAUUUCCAAGACUGUGUCCUUCUAUUAAAACUGUUAUUUCUUAUUCGUUUUUGAAUUUACAAGCCUGAAACCUUGAUCAUAGACUGCUGACACCCCGUGGAAGCCAUGUAACCUUUCUCUUGCAUUUCUAAGAGGAUUCCGGUUUGGUUUUUCUUUGGAUUUUCUCCUACCAUAUUUAUUGUGUUAUAUUCUCCUACAUUAUUUUAACAUUUAUACAAACUUCAAAGUGUUUUCUUUUCAAUGAUACCAAUUAUAUGCAUAUCCUGGCUUCAGGGCCUGUCACGACUUCCGCCGAAGUUGGUCCCUCUCCUUAUUCGGGCGACGUUCGGCGGUCGACGUCACCGGUUUUCUAGCCGCCACCGACCACUUUUCAUUUUCCAUUUGUUUUGUCUUCAUUGUACACACCUGGUUUCCAUUCCCAUAAUUAUAUGUUCCUUAUUUAACCCUCUGGUUCCCCCAUGGUUUUGUGCGUGUUUGUUCAUUGUAAAUUGGUCUGUAUUUGUGAGCUUGAUUAUUUUCCUUCUUGGAAUAUUUGUUGUUUUGAGUAAAGUUACGUGAAUGACUCA
Oncorhynchus nerka (sockeye salmon) is the source of this 6688-nucleotide messenger RNA. It is a transcript of the gene wdr95, whose product is annotated as WD40 repeat domain 95. Gene Ontology annotation, molecular function: protein binding; calcium ion binding. Bases 156 to 3428 code for a protein of 1090 amino acids. The record is from RefSeq and is a predicted model, not a curated record. The transcript has 31 exons. Lineage: Eukaryota; Metazoa; Chordata; Actinopteri; Salmoniformes; Salmonidae.